AUCGCGAUAGAGACGCAUCAGGCCACCGAGCUAACGCUGAGCAACAUGGCGGAAGAGGAGGUGGCCAAGCUGCAGAAGCACCUGGCCCUGCUCAGGCAGGAGUAUGUGAAGAUGCAGCAGAAGCUGGCUGACACAGAGAGGCGCUGUGCCGUGCUCGCUGCUCAGACCUCUGGCCAGGGCUCCUCCAGCCCUGCAGCUGCAGACACCUUUAUCAGCCGUCUGCUGGACAUCGUGGCCGACCUCUAUCAGCAGGAGCAGUACAGUGAUCUGAAAGUGAAAGUCGCGGGGGAGAAUCUCAGUGCCCAUAAGUUUGUGUUGGCAGCUCGCAGUGAUGUCUGGAGUCUGGCUAACCUGUCCUCCACCUCCGAACUGGACUUAUCUGAUUGCAAACCUGAGGUUGCCAUGGCAAUGUUGCGCUGGGCAUACACGGAUGUGUUGGAGCUCACUGAAGAUGAUGCCUUUCUAAUUGACUUAAUGAAGCUAGCCAACCGCUUCCAGCUUCAGCUGCUCAGAGAGAGGUGUGAAAAAGGCGUGAUGUCCUCAGUGAAUGUCAGGAACUGCAUACGCUUCUAUCAAACAGCUGAGGAGCUAAAUGCCACCACCCUGAUGAACUACUGUGGGGAAAUCAUUGCCAGUCACUGGGAUGACCUGAGGAAAGAAGACUUCAGCACCAUGAGCGCCCAACUACUUUACAAGAUGAUCAAAUCUAAAACAGAGUAUCCUCUCCACAAAGCCAUUAAAGUCGAGCGGGAAGAUGUGGUCUUUCUCUAUCUCAUUGAGAUGGACUCACAGUUACCUGGAAAGCUGAAUGAACUGGACAACAAUGGUGACCUGGCUCUUGACCUGGCCCUCGCUUGUAAAUUGGAGAGUAUUGCCACCACUCUGGUUAACAACAAAGCAGAUGUGGACAUGGUGGAUCAGAGUGGCUGGAGCCUCCUGCACAAGGCCAUCCAAAGAGGGGAUGAAUUUGCCUCCAUAUUCCUGAUUCGUCACUCGGCUCAGGUAAAUGCAUCCACAGUGGGGGCGGUGGAAACACCACUUCACCUCGUCUGUUCUUUCAGCCCCAAGAAGCACUCUGCAGAAGUGAUGAGCGGCAUGGCGCGGAUCGCAGAGGCUCUGCUUAAGACCGGAGCCAACCCCAACAUGCAGAACAGCAAGGGCAGAACACCGUUGCAUGAAGCUGUGGCUUCGGGGAAUGAGCCAGUGUUCAACCAGCUACUACAAUGCAAACAACUUGAUCUUGAGCUGAAGGACCACGAGGGCAGCACAGCUCUGUGGCUGGCCCUGCAGUACAUCACUGUGUCCUCGGAUCCCUCAGUUAACCCUUUUGAGGAUGACGCUCCAGUGGAGAACGGCACCUCGUUUGAUGAGAAUAGCUCUGCAGCCCAGCUCAUUCAGAGAGGAAGCGACCCAAAUGCACCUGACUCAUCCACAGAAAACUGUCUAAUGCAGAGAGCAGCGCGGGCGGGCAAUGAGGCAGCUGCACUUUUCCUUGCCACUCAUGGAGCAAAGGUCAACCAUGUCAACAAAUCGGGUGAGAGCCCGCUUCACACAGCAUGCCGCUUUGGCCUGGCGAGUCUGACAGCAGAGCUGCUGCAUCAAGGGGCCAACCCCAACCUGCAGACCCAGAAGGCCCUGCCUGACGACACUGCUGGUGUGGCCAUGCAGAGCCCCCUCCACAUGGCCAUUGCUAACAACCACCCUGAUGUGGUGUCUGUCAUCCUUGAGCAAAAAGCCAAUGCACUUCAUGCCACCAACAACCUCCAGAUCAUUCCAGACUUCAGCCUCAAAGACUCCAUGGACCAGACAGUGCUGGGCUUGGCUCUCUGGACAGGCAUGCACACCAUAGCCGCUCAGCUGCUGGGCUCAGGGGCUUCUAUCAAUGACACUAUGUCCAAUGGACAGACCCUGCUACACAUGGCCAUCCAAAGACAGGACAGCAAGAGUGCCCUCUUCCUUCUUGAACACCAGGCCGACAUUAACGUUAGGACCCAGGAGGGACAAACAGCACUACAGUUGGCCAUUAGUAACCAGCUGCCACUGGUUGUGGAUGCCAUUUGCACAAGAGGAGGGGAUAUGUCUGUGGUGGAUGACAAAGGGGACCCUCCAUUGUGGCUGGCUCUGGAGAAUGGCCUGGAAGAUAUUGCAUCCACGCUGGUCCGCCAUGGCUGUGAUGCGACAGCUUGGAGCAUAGGACCCUCUGGCUGCAAGCAGACCCUCCUGCACAGAGCUGUGGAUGAGAAUAAUGAGGUCUCUGCUUGCUUCCUCAUCCGCAGUGGUUGUGACGUGAACAGCACUAGACAGCCAGGACCUAACGGAGAAGGAGAUGAAGAAGCCCGAGAUGGACAAACACCCCUCCACCUGGCCAGCAGCUGGGGGUUGGAGGAGGUGGUACAGUGCCUUCUAGAGUUUGGAGCCAAUGUUAAUGCACAGGAUGCAGAGGGCAGGGCUCCCAUACAUGCUGCCAUUAGCAACCAGCACAACGUCAUUAUACAGCUCCUCAUUUCCCAUCCGGAAAUUCGUCUCAACGUUCGCGACCGUCAAGGAAUGACCCCCUUCGCCUGUGCCAUGACGCACAAGAACAACAAAGCAGCAGAGGCUAUUCUCAAGAGGGAGCCGGGGGCUGCUGAGCAGGUGGACAACAAGGGACGUAACUUUCUCCACGUGGCUGUGCAAAACUCUGACAUUGAGAGUGUCCUGUUCCUCAUCAGCGUCCAAGCUAAUGUCAACUCCAGGGUUCAGGACGCAGCCAAGCUCACCCCCCUGCACCUGGCCGUCCAGGCUGGAUCUGAGAUCAUUGUCCGCAACCUGCUGCUUGCUGGAGCCAAAGUAAAUGAGCUGACCAAACACAGACAGACAGCACUGCACCUGGCUGCCCAGCAGGACCUGGCCACUAUCUGCUCUGUGCUGCUGGAGAACGGAGUCGACUUUGCUGCUGAGGAUGAGAAUGGCAAUAACGCUCUGCAUCUGGCUGUGAUGCAGGGCCGCCUUAACAAUGUCAGAAGCCUUCUCACAGAGUCCAACAUUGAUGCUGAGGCCUUCAAUCUCAGGGGUCAGUCACCAAUGCACGUACUAGGCCAUUAUGGGAAAGAGAACGCCGCUGCCAUUUUUGAGUUGUUCCUGGAGUGUAUGCCUGAAUACCCUCUGGACAAACCCGACAAUGAAGGAAACACAGUACUGCUCCUGGCCUACAUGAAAGGAAAUGCAAACCUGUGCCGCGCCAUUGUGAGGGCUGGGGCGCGACUGGGCAUCAAUAAUAAUCAGGGCAUCAACAUUUUCAACUACCAAGUUGCAACCAAACAGUUGCUCUUCCGCCUUCUAGAUAUGCUGUCCAAAGAGCCCCCUUGGUGUGAUGGGUCCAACUGCUAUGAAUGUCUCGCCAAGUUUGGUGUUACAACACGGAAACAUCACUGCCGCCACUGUGGGCGUCUGUUGUGCCACAAGUGCUCUAUAAAGGAGAUCCCCAUUAUCAAGUUUGACCUGAACAAGCCGGUGAGGGUGUGUGACAUCUGCUUCGAUGUACUGACUCUGGGUGGGGUAACGUCGUAAUGCAGUGGCCUGGAUAUCCUCCACCCUCUGACGCUGGCCAUGUCUUGGCACAGUUAUUCAGGCAAACCAGGAGAAUGGACAUCGGUAGCAGAACAAACCUGGGACAAUUAUGGACCAUCAUCUUUAUACUAUACCAGUCUAUGAAAAAAUGAUUAUUGUUCUAGAGGAACUUUUCAUAUAGAAAGUGAAGCAUUGUCAUUUUGUUUCUGUUUUGAUCAAAGCAUUUUAAAGUGGAUAUAAGCCACUCUCCAGCCCGAUGAUGGUUGUUGGUUAAUUUGUUUCCCAGUCCCAAUGAUGUGUGUAAUGUUUGGCUCUUAUUAUCACAACAAAGACAUUUCAUUUCAAUGGACAUUCAAAUCAAAUAAGUUUUUGGAGGGAUUUUUCCUGUUUUCUAAUGGGAUAUCCCACCAUCAGCAGCCUUUUAUGCUUUGUGACAUGCCCAAAGGCAACCAUGCAAUGCUACAAAAUGAAUACCUACAAGAGCAAGGUUUAAAUCACUAUACCUCCAAAUAUUGCACCAUCAGCAUGUUCUGUCAUCUUACAUUGUUCACUCUUCUAAGACUUAUGUAUUAACUGGAAAAAUUUGGACAGAGGAGGAGGAUUUAAAGGGAAAGCACCUCAACUGAUUUUAUUAAGCGCGCAUUAUAACAUUAAAUUACUUGUCUAAUGAAGAUGCAAAACCAGAAAAGAAUACAAUUCAUUAUGAAAUGUUUAUUUUUCCAUGAUAAGAAUAGUCUAUCAUGUGUGUGUUUAUCGGCUCAAUUAAAAGGAAUACUUACUUUUUAAUGUGGCAAGCUUAAAAAAAAUUUAACUUUUAUAUCAAAUGAUAUAAAUGUGAGUCCCCCCAAAAAAAUCUGUAAACAUUCCUCCUCUGUUACUGAAAUGCCUGUCAUCCCUAUGUGUCAUUUUGAUUUGUAGCCUUAAAUCAUAUUUCAAAAUCAGUCACCAAAUAAUUACAUUCCAUUUUUUAUCAGCCAAGAGGUCCUCAUUGGCAUUUGUGAUCAUCGAACCCACAAUGUUGCCUCAAGUCAAGUCGUCUUAACCCACCACAUUUAACGCUUCUUGAUUUCUAAGCCUAUCGGGUGCACUUUAUCAAGAUCACAUGACAUUUCCGAUCAUUGGGGAGUAUGUGGAGCAGAGGGAUGUGGCCAAGUAAGGGGGCCUCUUUAAGUAUUGUUAAAUUGUACAGAUAAAUGUGUGAUAUUUUUGACCACUACAACUGUUUUGUACUUAAAUGCAGUUUGUGCUUGUCAUUGUGACAAACCUAAAUCUUGCCUCUGUUAAUCUUUUAUGCACAUUGUUUAAUCUUUUAUGCACAUUAUAUUGUAUCUGUAUGCUCAGAUAUCUAGCCUGUUUCUUCCUGGUGUAUCCUUUUAGAGAAAGGGAGGACAACUUUACAUAAAGGUCAUCAAAAAACAA
Eleginops maclovinus (Patagonian blennie) is the source of this 4968-nucleotide messenger RNA. It is a transcript of the gene ankfy1, whose product is annotated as ankyrin repeat and FYVE domain containing 1. The transcript has 25 exons. Lineage: Eukaryota; Metazoa; Chordata; Actinopteri; Perciformes; Eleginopidae. Gene Ontology annotation, molecular function: protein binding; metal ion binding. Bases 46 to 3549 code for a protein of 1167 amino acids. The record is from RefSeq and is a predicted model, not a curated record.